Polypterus senegalus (gray bichir) is the source of this 2557-nucleotide messenger RNA. Its product is annotated as SRSF protein kinase 2. The coding region runs from base 140 to 1396 and encodes 418 amino acids. Gene Ontology annotation, molecular function: protein kinase activity; ATP binding. The record is from RefSeq and is a predicted model, not a curated record. NCBI's taxonomy places the organism in Eukaryota, Metazoa, Chordata, Cladistia, Polypteriformes, Polypteridae. The transcript is spliced from 12 exons. Gene Ontology annotation, biological process: spliceosomal complex assembly; protein phosphorylation; regulation of mRNA processing.
UAUGUGACCCGGGCCAGAGAGAUACCAGCCCCCACUCUGCACCAGAGCCAGCAGCAAAGAGCUUUUCCCAAAGAGAGAGAUGUCAUCGGAGAGCCGGCGACAUUCGCGGCCAGCGCACGACAAUUAAAAGUCCGCAAAGAUGCAGCCGCGGGAUUGCUGGGCACAGAAACCGCCUCGCUCACGUGAAAAACAAUACUUUGGACAGGAUUCUGCUGGUUGGGCCUCAAUUGAAACUCUGCUUGCCCUGGAUGGAAACACAAAGGAGCAUCAAGAGAGCUUGGAAGAGUAUUGCAGUGGGGGAUACCAUCCAAUAAAAAUAGGAGACAUUUUUAAACGGCAAUACCAAGUGCUGCGGAAACUUGGCUGGGGUUACUUUUCCACUGUGUGGCUUUGCCAGGACCUGCAAAAUAACACGUUUGUUGCUGUGAAAGUGUGCAAAAGUGGCACUGGAUUUACUCAGGCUGCACAAGAUGAGAUCACACUCCUCAGAUGUGCUCAUGGAGCUAACCGGAACCAUCCAUACAGUCAACGUAUUGUGAACUUGCUGGAUGAAUUUAAAGUUGCUGGAAUCAACGGAAUCCAUACGUGCCUGGUGUUUGGACUAUGGGGGCGCGAUCUGCAUUUCUGGAUGUUGAAUUCACAGCAACUUGGUCUUCCAAUCUUCUGGGCCAAGGCAAUCAUUCAACAGGUUCUUCAGGGAUUAGACUACCUACACAGCAAGUGUAAGAUAAUACACACUGAUAUUAAACCAGAAAACAUUCUCCUGAAUGUCAGAGAACAAUGCCUGAGUCCUCAAGGAUGGAGCAAUGUAGGUGGACGCCAAAGGGAGUGCAUACAAGACAGUUUUCCUUGUGACAAUCCCCACUUCAAGCACUCUAUGUCCGGUAGAGAAGAACAAAUAAAGGUGAAAAUUGCAGACUUUGGCAGUUCCUGCUGGGUGUACAAGCAUUUUUCUGAUGAGAUCCAGACCCGGCAGUACCGUUCCCUGGAGGUUCUCAUUGGAGCUGGCUACAACACUGCAGCAGAUAUCUGGAGUACAGCCUGCAUGGCAUUUGAACUGGUGACAGGGAAUCCCUUGUUUGAACCCCGGGUUGGUAAAAACAUCUCACUUGAGGAAGAUCAUCUCGCUCAUAUCAUACAAUUACUGGGGAAAAUUCCAGUGAAAGUGGCGCUCUCUGGGAGAUACUCCAAGGAAUACUUCAACCAGCAUGGGGACCUCAAGAGGGUCACAGUGCUGCGCCCCUGGUGCCUGUAUGACGUCCUGUUGGAGAAAUACAACUGGCCCCUGGAGGAGGCUGCCUUGUUUGCCGGUUUCUUACUACAGAUGCUGGAAUUCGUUCCAGCGAGGCGGGCGACGGCAGCCCAGUGCUUGCAACACCCAUGGCUUACAUCCUGAUACUCUUGGAGGAUUUUGGCAAAUGUUAUCAUUAGUCUGUUAUGCAAUUUCAACAGCAGGGGUGCAGUCAUUUGGCAGGGCAUGGAGUGCAGGCUGCCAUGCUUUACUAGGUUGCCCUGUGCUUUUGCUAGCUUGUCUUAGUGUUAACUUGAAACUGAUUCCACUUAUUUUAUUUAGAGGACUUUUGAUUUAGCUUGUUUCAGUCUGCCAAUAGAGACCUCUAGUCUUCAGGAUAAGAAUGCUGACUGUGAAUGAAUGACACGUGCAUCGUCAUUUCUCUCACGCGGAAUGAGUGUGGCGUAAUUCUCUCAUACAUUUAGAGCAAAGUAUUUAACUGGGCGCAUUUAGGAAGUGCCUGAAAAUACAAGAGAGGCCUUCUCCUUCUUUACGUAUUGUGUGGUUGAUCAAACAGACCUGCAGGGUCACAGUGGCUGAAGUUUUAAUUGAAACUAAUCUGGCAAUGAGAUGCUAAGUCAUGUCUGAAAAUGAAGACCAUGCCUAAUUGGACUUCUAAGGCAUGGAGAUUUUUGCUUUUAUAUUUAUUAUUUGAAAAAAAAGUUGGCACCGAUUUCUUUUUGAGAUCACUGCUCUGGCUUUACUGUCUUCUGUUUGAGUCAGGCGUGUGCGUUCUAAGACUCCAUCAUGUUUGCAUUUCAAAAUAGAUGUACAGCACAUUCCUAUUUUUGGAAAUGAAAAAAGCAUUCCUAGGUGUGAUGUGAUGACAUGAUGACCGCUUAGCGUCCUAUCGACUCUACACAUUUUGAUACUAGUUGGGGUUACAACCUCUGAAGACUGUCUGUUUGUCAGUCUCACAGAGCCCAAUCACACCUUAGAUGGCUGCUUGUUGAAUCCCAGCCUCCUAACAGCAGCGUCCCUGUCUGUCAUCAAGCUGGGGCUGCUGGGGCUGCUGGGGCAGAGAGCUAUGCCAUGUCACGCUAAGCAGACAAUGUGAACAAAAAUGAAGGGGCAGACCAGUGGCAUAGCUAGCGGCGGGCGGAGGGGGUGGUCUGCCCUGGGCGGCACAUUUUUGGGGGCGGCAUUAUUGGCCAGAAGGCUCAGUACAAUAUCACUCAUGAAAGUAAAAAGUACAAUUCUCUGAUUUUUAUCCACAAAUGCUUCAAAAAUAAUUUUCAGAAUGUCCUUCUGUGACGACAUCAGACA